Molecule: messenger RNA, 2706 nt
Organism: Parasteatoda tepidariorum (common house spider)
Lineage: Eukaryota; Metazoa; Arthropoda; Arachnida; Araneae; Theridiidae
Biological process (GO): cobalamin transport
Molecular function (GO): cobalamin binding; protein binding
Source: RefSeq, a predicted model, not a curated record
UUAGAUCAAGGUUCGUUUUGUUGAAUGUGUAACUAGAUUUCUUUUCUACUAACAGCCGAUAUCUGAUCUUCUUUUUAGCUUACUAAGCAUUUUUGUGAUAGUGAAGAUUAAGCGAAUAAGCGUUUUUUUAAAAGAAGAAUUGAAAAUGUUCUACUUUGGAUACUUACUAAUUGCAGGAUAUUUGAUACAUUUAACCACAUCUUCAAACAUAGACUGCAGCAAAGAGCACUUUUUAUGUGACAGUGGUGACCAAUGCGUGAAUCGAAGUAAAUGGUGUAACAAAAAAUCCGACUGUGAAGAUGGAAGCGAUGAAUUUUAUUGCAAAAAAGCAGGUUUUUGGAAGGGUGAUGAUCCAAAUAAGUGUGAAGCAAAAAAAGAAACUCAUAUUUUAUGCGGUUCUGGCAUCUGUAUACCUAUUGCUGCUAAGUGUGAUACAUACAAUGAUUGUGAAGAUAAUACUGAUGAAGAAAACUGUGAAAUCUCCGUAUUGCAUAACCCUGAACCACCGCCAACUGAAACUACCAGAGCAGACUCUGACAUAAAUUAUGACGAUACAAGUGAAGAGAUGACUAUAGCUAGCCGUAUACCAUCGCACAAGACUUCGUUCUCAACUACAGCAGUUACGAAGCUUUCCGAAGAAGAUGAGCAGGAGUCUUCAACUACACGUGAUACUUAUUCAAGUCUUGUGGACGGUCAUUUAAAAUCAAGUACUAGCUAUUACGACAAAAGAUUGAGAGAAACAGAUUCUGAAUCAGACCAUCCUUCUCGAAUUUUUCCAAGAACAGUUCCGACUAGAGCGUAUAGAGUGGAUCAUUCAAUUUCGCAAACGCAUUCUAGAAUCUUCACUACACCUAUUUCAGCAACGAAAACUCGUAGUUGGCGUCCCCCUAUUAAUGUCCCACCAUCUCAAAUUACUUAUCCAACAAGGCGACAACAACAUCAAAAUGUUAAUCCGCGAUAUAAUCAUUACCAGCCUCCUGUACAUCAUAAUCGGGCUCCUGCAAAUCAUCAUCAGCAUCCUGCCGAACAUCAUCAGCCACACAUGAGUCAUAGUCAGAACCCUUCCAACCGUUAUCAUUCUCUGGACAUCCGUUAUCAGCCUCAUUUAAAUUCUUAUCCGCCUUCUUCCGAGUCUUAUCAACCAUCUUCUAUUUCCAAUCAGCACUCUCCCAAUUCUUAUCAACAAUCUUCCAAUUCUUAUCAACAAUCUUCCAAUUCUUAUCAGCGAUCUUCCAAUUCUUAUCAGUCUGCUUCCGAUUCUCAUCAUCCUCAUCGUCCAAUUCCUAAUAACAGCCAUAACGGGCACAGGUCAGUGAAUGGACAACGGAAUUCUGGAUACCACUUCAAGCCGUAUGUCCCUGAACAGAAGGUCAGGAGACCUUUUUACUUCGCCAAAGAUUACGGUUCUCUGUAUGGCAAAGAUAAGGUACAGUCUAUACGCAAUGGGACAGAGUGGGUUCUGGGGCAACGUUCUGAUUCUGGAGAUUGGGGUAAAGACACUCCGAGGGCUGUGGUCGCUUUGGCUUUAUCCUCCAACGACAGUUUUUUUAAUGGUGAUAAUGACGGAGAAAUGAUUAAAAGAAGAUUUAUGGUUCAAAUUGGAGCUGAUUUACUUAAAAACAACACUGAAGAUUUUAAUAUAAAUAGGCUGUUUAUGGCGAUCAAUGCCCUGUUGGCUGUUUGCGAGGAUCCGACUGAUUUCCACGGAAUAGAUUUGGCAGAGAAGUUAAGGUACAAAAUAGAUAAGACCCAAGAGAAUAAACGCAGGUCCUACCAGAAUUCUUUUGUGUUCUUGUCCCUGUGCUUAUCCAAUAAGAGUCUGACUUCAACUGAAAUCCAUCAUUUGAUGAAUCAAAUGUCCAUAACUGUGAUUCCGAACGAAAGAAGCAAAGAUACGCUGAUUGCAGCCAUCCUGGCAUUUUCUUGCUACGUUCAUCAGAGUUCUAUUGAAGAUUCAAACUACAGCAGAUCACUUCGAAGUAGAUUGAAUGACGCAAUCUCUAGACUUUUAGAAUAUGUUGCCGAAGAUGGAAGUUUUGGAAGUGUUUAUACUACAGCACUCGCGGCACAAGCCCUAAUGUCGACAAACGAGACGGAUAACUGGGAAGCAGAUAAAACAAUGAGUUUUCUGAAACAUCAACAGCGCCAAGAUGGAUCUUUCGGAGAUUUUUUGGCCACCUAUUGGGUACUUCCCGCUUUGAGUGGAAGAAGUCUGCUACAUCUGAGAAACAUGAACUGCAAUCCUGCCAAAAAAGAACUAACACCGAAGGAAAUCCUAGAAUUCGUAGGACCAAAGCAAUACGUCCACUAUUCCCUGUAUUUCGGAUAUCCACUUGUUAAUUCUCAAUCAUUAUUUCUUUAUUUACCACAAGGAAUAAACUUCUUGGAUGUGAUGAGAGUUGCUGAAUACCAGGAUCCAAAUUUCAGAUUUUCUCUAGAAAAUAACAGCUCCAAAGUCUACAGUUUGUCUGGUUUACCAAACGAUUCUGAAAUGGGACAAUCUUGGCACCUUUACGUAAGACAAGCCUCAAGUUCAUAUUUGCACGACCCAGACAGAAAUGAAAGGUUCAUGGGAGAUUUGAGAAGCCUGUCUCCAAAAUCGAGAGAAAUUUUUAUAUUUUGGUACCAUUCUAACAAACUUGAGUAAGAGCAACAUCUUAGUAACAUGUGAGAAAAAACUCUGUACAAUAAAAUUUACAUCAACAA